AUGAAAAAAUAGAAUCAAAGCAAUCAACAAAAUAAAGGUAAAUAAACUAAUUUAACAUUAGAUAUUGGACCAUAAGAUGAAGAAAAAACUACUUUUGGAGAUCAAGGCCAAUAUUAAGAAAAAUAAGAAUUCAAUUAAAUUCACUCAUAAUUUGAAGUAAAUCAAUCAAAUCACCAAAGUACACAAUUUGAAAAUAAUAGAAAUAUGAAUGCAUAAGGUAUAAAAAAUUUACAAAAACUAUUAAUAGGUUAUUAUUUAGGUGAAGAAAUGGAAAUACCUUUUAGUAAAGAAGUUGAAGUUUAAUUUAAAGAUAAUUAAGAGACAAAACAAAAAAACAGAUAAAUUCAAUAAAGAAUUGUUUAGGAAGAAGUUGAGGAUAAUAGAAGAUAAAAUUUGUUUAUAAGUCAAUAAUAAGGUAUUUUAGUUAAUUGAUUUUAUAGAUUUUCAAAGAAGAGUGUAACAUAGUAUUAGAGAAGAAAUGAAUGAGAAAAUAUAUGAAUAAUCAUAAAUAGAAGUUGUUGUAUUAAGUGAUGAUUAGAAAAAGUAUUUUAAAUUGUUAGAAGAUAUUUAAGAAGUAAUUGAGAAUCAAUUAUACAUUCUUGAUUCAAUAAGUAGAGGAUCUAGUUAUGAUUAAUUAUUGAGUAAGGUGUGGAGAAAUUAGAUGAAUGCACUUACAUAAAUGCAAAGGUAUGAGUUAUACGAUCAUCUGAAGAAGUUGAAAUCUUUAAUAAAUAAAUUCAAACUCUUUAAAUAAGGAUUUUUUUUAAACUUAAUAGAAGAAAAGAAGGAUAUUUGGUAAUAAACAAAGUUAAUCAUAAAUCAAAUGAAAAUAGAUUUAGAGAAUUUGAAUGGGAAUUUUGAAGUUUAAUCACUAUAUGAUGAUUUAGAAAGAAUUGUAGAAGAUAAAAAAGCUAAUAUUUUCACUAAUACACAAUUGAUUUAUCGCUCUGCAAAGUUGGCAAUUUUAGAGAAAGUUAUAGAAAUGAUUAUAACAAUAACAGAAUUCAGUCAAUGGAAUAAUCACAAAGUCUUAACUUGCAAAUUAUGCAACUUAAAAAAUUCUAAAGGUGAUGAUUUUUUCAAACAUUUAUUAAGUCACUUAGAAUUUUUACAUUUAUUUGACGCUAAUAUGGGAAGAUGUAUUGAUAAAAGUUGUACAACAAAAAAACAACAUAAAAGCAAGUAAUUUAAUUUAAAAGAACAUUUGUUAAACUUACAUAGUAAAUGUAAGCCAAUUGAAAAACCUUUGAAAUAUUGUGAAGUUGUUGUAGGAGGUGAAUAUGGUGAUAACUGGAAGUAAUACUAAUAAUUUAAGAAUGAUGUUAAUAGAAUGUUUGAUUUAACAAAUAACGAAUACAAAGUAGCUUUUAAUUAACAAUAUGAAUAAAAUUAAUAAAAAGGUUUGGCAAAAGAGAACCACUUUAAAAUGAGAUUGAGAUAACAUUUUAACUACUCUGAUUAAUACUUAGAAAUUAAUGAUUUAGAAUUAGUUGACAUAGUGACAAUAUUUUUAACAACAACUUGGAGAAAGCUAUUCGAAGAUCCAUUAUAAAUAUUAGAAGAGAAGAUUCCUCUUUACUUAAAAUAACUAUUUGCAAGUAGGAAAAUGCCUUUUUAUAAUUAAUAAUAAUAAAUUUUAGAUUAAAUUAUUAGAGGUUCACAAUUAGAAAGUCUUAAAUAAAGAUUAAUAUUAGGAUAUUUUAAUACAACUUACACAUUUGGAGAACUAGAAUAUCUCAUUACAGACUUGACAGAUGGAUUAUUCAAUAUGGCUAUUAGUGAGACAGUGUUAAAUGGAAAAUUCAAAAAGAUAGGAUAGAAGUGUAUUUUUAAUGAUGUACUUUGCGACGACUUUUUUGAUGAUAUAGAAACAACUUUAUUACAUUAUUGCAAAGCACACUUUGGAGUUAUAACAUGUUUAGCAAAUGAUCAUUGUUAGAUGAAUGCAAAGAAUAGAAUAGACAUGUGGUUUGAACACUGUCACGAUAAUCACAAAGAAGAUUUUGUUACUUUAACAUAGAAUUACUUAAAAUAACAAAAAAUAUACUUUUAAUUCAAAGCUAUAUGUGAAAGAUGUAAUGUACAAAUGCAAAGUUUGACUGAUGUAUAUUGGGGAUUGGAACAAAUAAAAACUAUUUAAUAAUGGACUGUUAAGAUAAAUGUAAAAUGGAGAGAUUUAAUGAAAAGUUAUAAUAAAGAAAGAGAAUUAGAGGAGAAUUAUAUGAUUCAAUAUGAAACAGAUUAUGAAAAGUAUAAAUAAAAAGUAUUAAAUGAAAUGAGGUUAAACAUAACUAGGAAUAAAGAUGGAAAAGUAGCUAUAUGUAAGAAUUGUUAAGGGAAAAAGUUGUUGAAGAUGACACAUUUAAGAAGACAAUAAUUUGAAAAUUCAAUUGGAAAUAAGUUAUUACCAUUGGCAAGAAUAGAAGGGAAGAUUACAAAGACAGCUUCAGAUACUUUUUAUAAAGUAAUUGGAAAUUUGAAUUGUUUAAAAGAAAAACCAUUGAUAUUCUUUGCUGGAACUGAUAUAAUAUAUAAAUGGAACUCUUAACAAGCAAAAUUAAGAUUAAAAUGUAAGUUGAUGGACAAGAGUUAAUCAGAGAGAAGAGACUAUGUCAAAGCUUGUGAAUAACAUGGUUUUUUAUAAAAUCAUACUUACAAAUUAAUAGACUUAACCUAAUAAUUGCUAAGAUAAGAAUAAUAAAUAUUAUAAAUAAACAAGAGUCUAUGGUUGAGAUACUUAGAGAAGGAAAACAUAUCUGAAGCAAAGAUUAAAUUAUAAUUAGAGUUUGCAAAAAUGUAAGACAUGUUACUAUUUGAUGGUCUAUUACACAGAACUUCGAUUUUAUUUGUAAUAGCAAAAAUGAAAUAACCUUUUAGAAACUUUGCAGAUAGUUUAAGAGACUUUUUAUUUGAAGAAAAAAUUUAGAGUCAUAGGUUAAAGGAUAAAUGUAUAGAAUUACAAGUUUAUUUUGAAGAAUUAGAUAAUAAUGAGAAAGUUUUUUGGGAAAUAACUAUGAUGUGUUAUUUAAUUUGUGAACAAAGACAAGAUGAAUUAUUGGAUUUUUAUUAAGAUGAUGAAUUGAACACUUUACCAGAAUUACUACUUCUUAAUAGAGAAUCAAAUAUAUUUGGAGAUUGGUUUAGAACUCAUUACUUAUUAGAUAUUCGCUAAUUUAUAGAUAACGCAAUUCAUCCAAUCUAUUUAGGAACACUUUAUCAAAUAGCUUAUUAGAAUUUUGAGGGAAAGAAUAGAUUAAAUAAUAACUAAAAAAGGAUGAUUUAAGGAAUUUUUCAGACAUUCGGAAUAUUAAUAACUGAUGCAUGUUUGCUUAAUCACGGUUUUUCAGUUCCAAAUAGAGAUAAUACUUACUUUUAACAAAAAAAAGAUUAAUUAUUCAACUUAGAACAAUAUUUGUUAUAUGAAAUGAUUGAUUUAUUAGAUGAUCAGCAAUUUAUAGAUAUGUCAGGAAGAUUAGCACUUGUUAUAAAGGCAAUAGAAGACGCAAUGGCUGGAAGAGAUAUAGAAGAUAUUAUGCCAAGCGAUUUAAGAUGGACUGUGCAAAUGGCAAGCAUCUUUAUGAGUAGUUUAAAAGCAUAAAAAACUUUCUUUAAUCAAGGUGAAGACAGAGAAUUAAGAAAAGAACACUUGAAAUUAAUGAAAGGUUUAGAAGAUGAAAUAUAAUACUUUUACUCUAGAAACUAAGCUACUUAUAAUUAGGAUUUCUUGACUACAACAUACAGAGAGAUAAUAUAAAAAAUUGUUGAUAAUGAGAUUUUUCCUAAAGAUUAAGAUGGUAAUCAUUAAAUAAGAUAAUUCACAAAUGAAGAAAUUAAUAAAUUAUCUAAAUAUGAAAAUAUUAGGAAAUUACACAUUGUAUUUUGGAUACCUGUAGAACAGAAAUUAAGGAAUCUAUUGAACGUACACAAGGUUAUAAGAGAAUUGGUUGAUAAAGAACCAUACUACUAAAUGUCAAAGUAAUACAAUGUGACCUCAUUCCACAAGGAGAUCGAAUAUGCUAUGUUUCCUCACUUAUAUCCAAAUGCUCAAGGAGGAUUAGUAACAAAAGUUCCUGAACCGAAGUACUAUUAACUUAUUGUAGAUUUAAUUGAAUAAGAGAAGUUUAUGGCAAAUUACCAUAUAAAAUAAUUAGGACAAGUCAGAUAAACUAAUACAAAUAAUAACAGAUAAAGAGACACAAGUUAAAUAAUCAACUCAAAUGAAUUAGAUAUUGAAAUUCAACUAAUAGAUUUUAAUGUAAAAGAAUAGUUUGGAAAUGUUACUUACAAACCAACAAAAGGAAUUUACAAGUUUUUAAAGCAACCAAUUAUAAAUGUGAAUCAAAGUCUAGCUUAUUUAUUAGAAAUAUAAUAAUUAGCACCAUUAUAAUAUGAACAAUAAAGAGUAUAAUUAGAACAAAGUAAUAACAAUGAAUGGUAAUUGCCUGAAAUUAUGAAAAUAUAAAUCAAAGUAAACAAUCAAAUAGGAAAUCAAUCAAUAUUAGAAAAUCAUGUUUCUUUACAUUUGGAUAAAUACUUAGCAAGAUAAUAAACAAGGUGGGAUAAUGAACAAUAGUAAUUCAUAAGAAGGUAAGAGAUUGAAGUAGAGAGAUUAAAGAGACAAGGAAAAUCAAAGGAAGAGAUUGAAGCUUUUAUGAUUCUAUAAAAGAAGUUACUUAUAGAAACAACAAUAAAGUAAUUAGCAUAAGAGAAUUCAUUGACAAGAGCAUUGAACACUAUUAGGAAUAACAAUAUACUUCAUAUUGAUAAAAGUAUUACUACAUCAGAGUCAGAAGAUGAAUUAAGGGAAAGAGAAAGACAAAAUCAACAACAAAGAGCAUUAAAUUAAGUAAAUGAAUUCAAUAGAAGAGUCUUAGAUGGCAUAUAAUAAUAAUAAUAAUAACAUUAAUAAUAAUAAUAAUAAUAGUAAUAACAAUAGUAAUAAUUAUAAUAAUAGGCACUUUAGAGAUAAUAAUAAAAAGAAUUAAAUGAAUUAAUUGAUUUAGAUAAGAUGAAAAUUGAUUUGAGUGCAGAUACAAAGUUUAGAUUAAAGUGUUCCUUUACUCAAAAUUUCUAAAAAGAUCAUAAUUGGAUAUUGUGGAGGUAUUAUGAAUGGAUUAAAUCUCAAUUUUAUUGUUAUGAGAAAAUAGUUAAUAAAGAUAAAGGUGUUAUGGUGUAUUAAUAAGGAGAAAUGAAGAAAUAUACAUCAAUACCACCAAUUUGUGGAAGCGAAACUGAAUUAUAAUAGAGGUAUAAAGAAUUGAGAGCAUACUGUUUCUAAGAAGGACCUCCAUUAAUGAUGCUAACUAUAACAACUAAUGAAUUUGAUGAAAAGACAUUUAAAAUAAUGAGAGGAUUGAAUUUCUUUGAUUUAGAGAAUGAAGAUAGAGUGUUAAAAGCACAAAAGAAGAUGACCAGAGACGAUGACAUUAACGAUAAUGCAAAUUUAUAUGUCUAAUAUUAUGUAUACUUGGUUGAUCACUUGAUAAAGUCAAUAAAAAACAAGCAUUAUAAUCAACAUCACCCAUAGAAGAAAGAUUGGGAUAAAUACGAAAAUGGUUUAUUUGGUAAAUUAAAAGCUAUUGUUAAAAGAAUUGAAUUCUAAGAUAGAGGAUCAUUACAUUUCCACAUUCUAUUAUUCAUGAACACAAACGAAGAAGGGUUAUAUGAAGAAAAAUAUUUAUUAUUUUUGAAAGGAAUUCUAUCUUGUUUAAGAAUGGACAAAUAAAAGGAUGAAGAACUAGUUCAAAAGUAUCAAUUAUUCCAUAGAUGCAAUGCAAAUAGAUGUACAAAAGUAGAUGACUUUAAAUGUAGAGAAGGAUUUCCAUUUAAAUUAACUUAAGGAUAUGUAAAUGCUAAUUAUCCUGUAUAAAUUCAAUAAAGAAGAUUAAAAGAAUAAGAUUAAAAUGUAAUUGCUACUUGGAAAUUAUUAGUAAAGUACUUCAACUCUAAUGUACAAAUACAAAUUACUAUAAAGAAAUUAAGAGAAUUUAGAAGAAGAAGAAGUAAAUAGAGAAGGAUAAGAAGACAAAUAACUAUUAGAAGUAAUAAGAUAAUAUUACGAAGACAAAAUAACUCCAUUACAAGAAGCUUGUUUAGCAUUUUAAGAGAAAAAAAUAAUGGAAGUUACUUAUAAAGUUAUCAAAAUUAACUAAACUCCACUUUCAAGACAAAAAUAAAACUUAAAUGAUAUUAUUGAUAACUUAUAAGAGAGUAAUGUUCAAGAAUUAAUGUAAUGGAGAAACACUCAGAAUGUAUGGUACCGCUAUCUAAGAAGACCAAUGGAGUUUGAAGAACUUAACAUGGUAGAGUUCACCAGAAUAAGCAUAAACUACGGCAGGAAAUCAAANUUUAGAUUAAAGUGUUCCUUUACUCAAAAUUUCUAAAAAGAUCAUAAUUGGAUAUUGUGGAGGUAUUAUGAAUGGAUUAAAUCUCAAUUUUAUUGUUAUGAGAAAAUAGUUAAUAAAGAUAAAGGUGUUAUGGUGUAUUAAUAAGGAGAAAUGAAGAAAUAUACAUCAAUACCACCAAUUUGUGGAAGCGAAACUGAAUUAUAAUAGAGGUAUAAAGAAUUGAGAGCAUACUGUUUCUAAGAAGGACCUCCAUUAAUGAUGCUAACUAUAACAACUAAUGAAUUUGAUGAAAAGACAUUUAAAAUAAUGAGAGGAUUGAAUUUCUUUGAUUUAGAGAAUGAAGAUAGAGUGUUAAAAGCACAAAAGAAGAUGACCAGAGACGAUGACAUUAACGAUAAUGCAAAUUUAUAUGUCUAAUAUUAUGUAUACUUGGUUGAUCACUUGAUAAAGUCAAUAAAAAACAAGCAUUAUAAUCAACAUCACCCAUAGAAGAAAGAUUGGGAUAAAUACGAAAAUGGUUUAUUUGGUAAAUUAAAAGCUAUUGUUAAAAGAAUUGAAUUCUAAGAUAGAGGAUCAUUACAUUUCCACAUUCUAUUAUUCAUGAACACAAACGAAGAAGGGUUAUAUGAAGAAAAAUAUUUAUUAUUUUUGAAAGGAAUUCUAUCUUGUUUAAGAAUGGACAAAUAAAAGGAUGAAGAACUAGUUCAAAAGUAUCAAUUAUUCCAUAGAUGCAAUGCAAAUAGAUGUACAAAAGUAGAUGACUUUAAAUGUAGAGAAGGAUUUCCAUUUAAAUUAACUUAAGGAUAUGUAAAUGCUAAUUAUCCUGUAUAAAUUCAAUAAAGAAGAUUAAAAGAAUAAGAUUAAAAUGUAAUUGCUACUUGGAAAUUAUUAGUAAAGUACUUCAACUCUAAUGUACAAAUACAAAUUACUAUAAAGAAAUUAAGAGAAUUUAGAAGAAGAAGAAGUAAAUAGAGAAGGAUAAGAAGACAAAUAACUAUUAGAAGUAAUAAGAUAAUAUUACGAAGACAAAAUAACUCCAUUACAAGAAGCUUGUUUAGCAUUUUAAGAGAAAAAAAUAAUGGAAGUUACUUAUAAAGUUAUCAAAAUUAACUAAACUCCACUUUCAAGACAAAAAUAAAACUUAAAUGAUAUUAUUGAUAACUUAUAAGAGAGUAAUGUUCAAGAAUUAAUGUAAUGGAGAAACACUCAGAAUGUAUGGUACCGCUAUCUAAGAAGACCAAUGGAGUUUGAAGAACUUAACAUGGUAGAGUUCACCAGAAUAAGCAUAAACUACGGCAGGAAAUCAAAAUAUUUAAAGAAGUAAGAUAGAAGAUUAUAAGUACUUUUUAGACUAAGAUGGAUGUAGUCAAAACAUUAUUACACUCAAGUGCAGAAUACUAAGGAGAAUUCAAUAUAUAUUACUUAGAAAUGCUACAAUUAUAUUGGCCUCAUAGAUAUUAAGACUGGAUGAACAUGACAAGAGAUGAACAAACAGGAUAUAAAGAAGCUUAUGACAUAUUAUUGGAGAAUUAUGACUAUAAAAACAACGAUACAAACGCAAUAACAAACUAUUUUAGAUAAAAGUAUUGUUAAUUCAAGUCCAAACCUUUAAAGAAGUAUGUAGAAUUACAUAAUUAAAUAAAAAUUAAUCAAAAGAGACAAUUAGAAGUAAUGUACAGAUACAGAUUUAACUUGAAUUACGGAGAUCAGAAUCAAGAGAAUAUACAAAGUACUGAUUUUAUAUUCUAAUUAAAAUAACUAAUAAGAUAGCAGAUAGAUUUAGAUUUAGGGUAUUGGAGAGUAUAACAAAUAAAGGAAAUACUAGAACUAUUUAAUCCAUAAAUAACAAGUGCAGAUGAAGAAUUAUUAAAUAAAGCAAAUGAAUUAUUGCAAGAUUUAACAGCAGAAGUGAAAGAUUUUUGGAAAGAAUUACCUCAAAACACUAGAAAUAUAAUAAAUAGUUUAGGAUAAUUAUACAAAUAUUACGGAUGCUCAUAAAUAAGUGAUGAAAUUACAAGAAUAAAUGAUAGAAGAGUGGUAAGUAAGUCAAAAGCAAGCGGUAAGGAAUUAUAUUAAUCUUAAUCUUUAUUAAAUAGGUAACAAGAAGAUUCAAAAGCCUCGUAAAAUGCUAUAUCUGAAGAAAUACCAGUUCAAUAAUUAUUAGAAGAAAAGUUAGAAGAUUUACAUCAACAAUACGAAAGUCAUUAUAAAAACAAGUUAAUAGUAGAUGAAUAUAAUAAAAUAAGAGUAUAAAAGAGAUUAACAAAGUGGAACUUGAAUUGGAUUGAUAAUAACUUAGUGCAAAGUUACGAAAAUCUCAAAAUUUAACAAAAAUUAGCUUUAAUAAUGAUGAUUUUGAACCUUUCUAUGACUUUCAAAGAAGAAGAAAUUGAUAGGAAGUACGAAGGAACAUUCAUACAUGGUCCAGGAGGAGUUGGAAAGUCUUAUAUCAUCGCAACAAUGGUAUAAUUUGCUCAGAAUCAAAAUUUAUGCUAUAAUAUACUGUGUCCAACUUAAUUUGCAGCUCAAAAUGUGAUGUUAAUGUGUUAGAAAAUAGGACUAAAGCAAGCAAAUGUACAAACUAUACAUAGUUUCUUCUAUUUAACAAUGAAUGAAGGGAUAAAAUCACAUAUGCAUGCAUUUAAAUCACAUUUAGCAAAAUAAGGUGUAUACAAUUUUACUUCAACUACAGAAAUAUAUCAAAAAAUGAUCAGAUUUUAGUUUAUUAACUAUCAAAAACUAAUUAAAAUAUUGAAGAGUAUAGAUUUAAUAAUGAUUGAAGAGGUAUCAAUGAUGGAUCCUGACUUUUUAACAUUAUUAGACAUAUAUAGUUAAAUUGCAAGGUAAUGUGCUUAUCCAUUUGGUGGAAUACAAGUAUUUUUAUUCGGAGAUUCUUUCUAACUAUAACCAGUGAUGUCAGGAAAACACAAUUACUUUGAUUCACAUAUAUUCAAAAGUGGUUACUUUAGUCACAUAAUAGAACUAACAGAAAGUGUCAGGUAAGCAGAAGAUCUGGAUUAUUUUAUUAAUAUAUUAUAGCCAAUAAGGUUCGGAACCUUUGGAGAAGAUGCAAAUAACUUUUAUACAUAAAUGAAGAAGCUAGAAAAGAGAAUAAUCCCAGAAAACAUAUUUGGAGCUAACUAAAAUGUAAAAUAGGAUUUAGUGGAGAGACAGAAGGAACAUUAAUAGAUUAUUUCACUUUAUUUUAAGAACGAGAAUGUUCAAAAUGAGAGUCAGAAGAGAGCUUUAGAAAUAAUAUAAAUAAUAGAUGAAAAAAGAAAGAGAAGAGGUUAAAUAGAUAAGAAGAGAUGGAGACAAUACAUGAAAUAGCCUUUACAAUUCAGAUGGACUAACUAGAAGACAGAAGAUGAUAAUAUGGCUCUAUUACUAGGUCAGUAGUAUCAAUUUAAAAAGGAGAUUUAUGAAAACAACUUCAAUCAUUAGUCACAUUACUUAAUGCUACCAAUUGGAAUCAGAAAUUACGUAGCAAAGGCAAUGGGUGAAGUGGCUUAUCGAAUGGCCAUCAAAUAAGGAGAUAUAAAUAAAGCAAUUUACUUGAAAGAGUUGAUUUUAUUUGAAAAAGAAGAAAUAGUUAUUAGAAAAAACAUAGAGAAAUAAGAAAACUUAAUAAAUGGGCAAUUUGCAACUAUAUCAGAUUUAAUUUUUGAUGUUGAUUUCAUGAAUCCAUACAAUAUGAGAGAAUUUGAGAGAGAAUAAUUUAAUUAUAUUAGAUAAAGAAACUAUUAUAACAUGAUUGAAGAGAUAGAAAUGAAGGAUAUCAUCAGAUUUUCUUAAAAUGAUCAAUUAGAAAUGAAUAAAAUUUUAGAAAAAAAUGGUUUAAUGAACAUAAAUUACUUAAAUGAAUUAGAUAUUCAUUAAAGUGAGAAGGGAAUGUUGUAUUUAAAGGAAGUAGAACCGAGGUUAUAAUAAAUAAAUUUGAAGAUAAGAGAAAAAAAUGUUACAUCUUUAGAGAUAGGAGAUAGGGAUUUUUCAAUGGCGAUCAAUUUAUAGAAGUCAGAUAUUAUGAGAACACUAGAAGAAAUUGAAGAAUCACUUGCAAAUACAUAUGAGUUUGUAAGGAGAACAUUAUAAUAUAAUCCACAAUGGUCACAAUCAGCAAAGAAGAUAAGAUAAUGGCUAAUUGACAGUCAAGAAAUGGAUUUAUUUGGAAUAGAUUAUCUAAAUGGACAUUUUUGUUUAGAAUACUUAGAAAGAAGCAUCAUUCACAUGAAGUUUAUGAUAUAGAAACUACCAAAUGUUUGCAAUGUCUAAAUAUCAUAGCUUCCAAUAAACAUUGGAUAUGCUAGAACAAUACAUUGUGCGUAAGGUUCAACCUUCGACAAUGUUAUUAUGGAUUUGGAUAUGCCAGAAAGAUAAUAGUCAGGAUUACUCUACACUGCAUUGAGUAGAGUCAGAAAGAUAAGUAACCUGUUUCUUAAUGGUAAGUUGGAUUAAAACAUGUUUAAAGUCAGAGUUUCAGAAGAAAUAAAGAAGUUUUAUAGAGAAAAUAUUAUGGAAGUACCAAAAUACUUACAGAACAACGAUUUACAAGAGUUGUUAAACAAAGAUAUUAAAGAAAUAUUAAGAAUUAUCAACGAAAUAAGCUCUGACUUGAGACAAGGAUUGAUCUAACUGAAAUAAGAAUAGGUGAACAUAAAAAAUCAUUGA
This is a messenger RNA of Paramecium primaurelia, 11015 nucleotides long. Lineage: Eukaryota; Ciliophora; Oligohymenophorea; Peniculida; Parameciidae. The record is from the annotation of a GenBank genome assembly.